CCCUCCCAUCCCUUCCCCUCUAAAAAUUUUUGAACCAAACAUACAAAAUUUUAUAAUUCCCUUCCCUCCCCUUUCUUCCUAAACCCUCAAACCAAACAGGGGCCAGGGGACAUACCGGAGGAUCUGUGUUCCGCUACCUAACGCUGCCGGAGAUAUGCAAUUGGCGCAGCGCAUUCCACGGCACCGCUUCGUCGGAUGCGGUUUGGGAAUCCAAGCUUCCAUGUGAUUACCACCAACCAGCUGCUCGAUUUCCUCUGUUUCUGUGUCUUGUUCUCUGUGCAGUGAAACAAUGGACCGCGACAUUUUAGAUGUACCCAAAGGAGAGAAUUGUCCACAGAGGAUUGUGACAUGUGAAUAUUGCGAGUUUCCUCUGCCUGCUAUUGAUUUAUUGGAGCACCAGGAAGUAUGUUGGAACCGAACAGAAUUAUGUCAUAUGUGCCAUAAAUACGUGAGAUUUCGAGAGUGUUAUGGUCAUGAAAGCAGAUGCAGUAGUGUUGUUAACGACGUUGCUGAAUCUUCAAGGAUUGAAGGAACAAGUGUGAAAGUAAUUGUUGAAAAUGAGGAGCAAGUAGAACUUUCAUUCACAAGAACAUGGGAUCCUUCACCUGAAGGAAAGCAAUCUCCUUUGCGAAUAGACAGAAGGUUUGUGAUGCUUCAUGGCUCCCCAGGAUUCUACUCUUACGCUAUUUUCGAGCAUUUGGAAGACUUCCCUGGUUUCAACCUUAGCACCACCCGAAUCGCGUGCAUGCUCAAUAAAGACCUGUUACAUUACAUGGCAAUAUCAGAUAACAGGCAAAGAUACAUGCCCAGGCCGGAAGAUCGACUGCCUCCUAGAGGUCAAGAACUGGAGUACCCUGAAGCCGUGCUUCUUGUUGAUCCUGUCGACCUGGAAUUUAAAGGAGAAGUGGAUGACAAAUACCAUUACUCAAUUGAGAACAAAGAUAAUAAGGUGCAUGGGUGGAUAAGCUCUGAUCCACCGGUGGGGUUCUGGCAAAUUGCGCCGAGCAAUGAAUAUCGAAAUGGAGGACCUUUGAAACAAGACUUGACCUCUCAUGUGAACCCGACCACCCUUGCGAUAUUUGUCACAUAUCAUUAUGCAGGAGAGGAUCUUCUACUCAAAUUUCAACCUGGCGAAAUAUGGAAGAAAGUGUUCGGACCAGUUUUUAUCCAUCUCAAUUCUGUUCCGGACCGAACAAAUAUUAUGAAUGUUCUUCAAAAGGGCAGUAAUAGUUGAAGAGGUUCACCAUGAAGACAAUGGAACUAAGAAGGAAAAUCGAGAUAUGACAGUCUGGUUCCCCUGGAGUUCGGAAAUCUCACUCUGGUUCGCGCCAAUCCCUUCACGGAAAUUCUUACCCGGGCGCCCGUGAUGGCGUAAGCACGUCGCAAGUCAGUUAUCAUACCGGUUAUUGCAUUUUGCACCAAUAAUUCACCAAAAGCAAAAAAGAAUAGACAAAUAGGCAAAAGAAAUAAAAUUCUUGUGUGGAGAUUGCAUUUACAAUGGAAGAAGCGUGGGAUUAUACAAUUCUUGAUGAAGUAGGCUUAAUGUUCUAAUUCUAUUAGGGGCAGCUUACAUUAAUCAGGUGAGCAUAUCAACGAGGCAUUUGGUGAAGGAUGUCCAAGCCAGCAACAUACUUCUUGAUGAUAAAUAUGAAGUUAAACUGGGAAGCCUCAGUGAGGUUUGUCCUCAAGAAUGUAAAACUCAUCAAAGGAGGAUCUCAAAGUUGCUCCGUUUUGCCAGAGGUAUAUGUGAAAGCAUUGGGAAAAGGGUUAUUGUUGCACCAUUGCACCAUAUCGGCGGAUUUUAAGGAAAAGACUUCAGCAUAUCGGUGGAUUCAAAUUUUAAGGUAUCUCGAUUCCAUUAUUUGAGAAGUUAACAUCAUAUUUAACAAAAAAUUGUGACAAUUUCAGGCUGGUAUUACUCCCUCAGCCACGCAAAAAAUUAGUGCAUUUUUUGCGAGGGAGAGAGUAAUAUUUUUUGGGCUGGAUUAGCCGUUUUAAAAUUCAAGCCCGAUAGACCCGGCUUGAUUUUGAAUUGGGCUUGAAAACCAAAACCCAAGCAUGGCCCGGUUUCAAAAUAUACCGGGCCAGGCCAGGCUAGCCCAGAUUUUAAUAAUACCGGGCCAGACCAGCCUAGAUCUUGUAAUCGAGAUCGAAGGAUCUUUGCGGAUCCCCUCGUCUCCACAUAAGCUUUACCUACAAAUUAAAAACACUUAGAAAUAAGUUAGUAUAAAAUAUAGAAACAAAAUUAAUGCAUGCAUGUCCCGGGACUGACGUAAAAAUAAAUCUAUUUCUAUAUGCAAGAUGCUAAAUUGAAUUAAAUGCAUAAAUGUAAAACGAAAGGGACGAAUUGCUCCCUAUGAUGGUCCGUUCAGGCGGUCGCUUCCUCUCGUAUGCAUCUAAAAAGAUUUAAAAUAGAUAUUAGUAUAUAUGUAUAGGAAACAACAAAAUAAUAUUAAAAUCACUUACCUUAAUUUGAAAUCGAGAUCGAAGGAUCUUUGCGGAUGCCCUCGUCUCCAUAUAAGCUUUACCUACAAAAAAAAAUCACUUAAAUAUAAGUUAGUAUAAAAUAUAGAAACAAAAUUAAAGGAUGCAUGUCCCGGGACUGACGUAAAAAUAAAUCUAUUUCUAUAUGCAAGAUGCGAAAUUAAAUUAAAUGCAUAAAUGUAAAAGGAAAGGGACGAAUUGCUCCCUAUGAUGUAUUCGGUCGUCCUAUCAUGCGGCCGCUCCCUCUCGUAUGCAUCUAAAAAGAAUUAAAAUAGAUAUUAGUAUAUAUGUAUAGGAAACAACAAAAUAAUAUUAAAAUCACUUACCUUGGAUUUGAAAUCGAGA
Molecule: messenger RNA, 2829 nt
Organism: Andrographis paniculata
Lineage: Eukaryota; Viridiplantae; Streptophyta; Magnoliopsida; Lamiales; Acanthaceae
Exons: 14
Coding region: 290-1234 (314 amino acids)
Biological process (GO): carbohydrate metabolic process
Molecular function (GO): catalytic activity; carbohydrate binding
Source: RefSeq, a predicted model, not a curated record